Molecule: messenger RNA, 2532 nt
Organism: Candida albicans SC5314
Lineage: Eukaryota; Fungi; Ascomycota; Pichiomycetes; Serinales; Debaryomycetaceae
Product: TFIIH/NER complex ATPase/helicase subunit
Exons: 1
Coding region: 1-2532 (843 amino acids)
Biological process (GO): nucleotide-excision repair; transcription initiation at RNA polymerase II promoter
Cellular component (GO): transcription preinitiation complex; transcription factor TFIIH holo complex; nucleotide-excision repair factor 3 complex
Molecular function (GO): hydrolase activity; DNA binding; ATP binding
Source: RefSeq, a predicted model, not a curated record
AUGUCAAGUCGAAAUAGAGAACCGGUUAACUAUGCAGAUCUUGAAGAUGAAAACUUUUCAGAUGAAGACGUGUAUGUGAGCAACAAGACAGGUGCCAAGGAUAACGAUGAUGAUGAGUAUAAUACGCCAUCACAGAAAUCAAGAAAAUCAACUGGGAAUAAUUCCAAAAAGCGUAAAGCUCAGGAGUCAGUGGAUUCAUUAAAACAGAAUUUAGAUGAAACAAAUUACUCCGAUAACGAAUUAAUAGAAUUAACUCCUGAUGUACCAGCAGAUUAUAUUCCUGAUGCGGUUUCCAAAAAUUUUGGCAAAGGUGAUUUUUCAUAUUUGAAACUAAAACCAGACCAUUUUUCAAGACCAAUAUGGAUAUCACCGAAUGAUGGAAGAAUCAUUUUAGAAUCAUUUUCGCCCUUGGCAGAACAAGCACAAGAUUUUUUAAUCACUAUUGCUGAACCAAUAUCUAGACCUAGUCAUAUCCACGAAUAUCGAAUAACAGCAUACUCUUUGUAUGCCGCCGUUUCUGUGGGGUUGGAAACUGAUGAUAUCAUACUGGUUUUGAAUCGAUUGUCAAAAGUCCCGGUUGCGGAAUCAAUUAUAAAUUUCAUCAAAGCAGCAACGGUGUCGUAUGGUAAAGUAAAAUUGGUUUUAAAACAUAAUAGAUAUUUUGUUGAAAGUACACAAGCUGAUAUCUUGCAGAUGUUGUUAAAGGAUCCUGUUAUUGGACCGUUACGUAUCCAGUCUUCAGAAAAUAUCGUCACCAGUAAUGGAUUGAUUACUUCGGCAUCAGAACCCUCUAACAUAGUUAUACCGGGGACUAAGAAAAACGAUUCUACAAAGGAAGACCCUGCAAACAAUGGAGCAGAGGAUAUAUUUGCAUCAGUUGUUGGCAAUAGAGAUGAUGACGAUGACAUGGAUACUAUACAUUCGUUUGAAAUAGCACACGAUUCUGUGGAAAUCGUAAAACGUAGAUGUCAAGAUAUUGAGUAUCCGGUUCUAGAGGAGUAUGAUUUCCGUCAUGAUGCAAGAAAUCCAGAUUUGGAAAUUGACUUGAAACCAUCAACCCAAAUUAGACCAUAUCAAGAAAAGUCAUUGUCAAAGAUGUUUGGUAAUGGUCGUGCUAGAUCAGGGAUUAUUGUUUUACCUUGUGGGGCGGGGAAGACUUUGGUGGGGAUCACUGCCGCUUGUACUAUCAGAAAAUCUGUUAUUGUGUUGUGUACGUCAUCAGUCUCGGUCAUGCAAUGGAGACAACAAUUUUUGCAAUGGUGUACUAUCCAACCAGAAAACGUAGCUGUCUUCACCUCGGAGAAUAAAGAAAUGUUUGCUAGUGAAUCUGGGUUGGUGGUGUCGACAUAUUCAAUGGUGGCAAACACACGUAAUAGAUCACAUGAUUCGCAGAAAGUUAUGGACUUUUUGCGUUCAAGAGAAUGGGGGUUCAUUAUUUUAGAUGAAGUGCACGUUGUGCCAGCUCAGAUGUUUAGAAGAGUGGUUACGACAAUUGCUGCCCACGCCAAGUUGGGAUUGACUGCCACUUUGGUGCGUGAAGAUGAUAAAAUUGAUGACUUGAACUUUUUAAUUGGUCCCAAAUUGUAUGAAGCCAAUUGGAUGGAUUUGGCCCAAAAGGGUCAUAUUGCCAAUGUUCAAUGUGCUGAAGUUUGGUGUCCUAUGACAGCAGAAUUUUAUCAAGAAUAUCUUCGAGAAAAUGCCAGAAAACGUAUGCUUUUGUACAUUAUGAAUCCAACUAAAUUUCAAGCGUGUCAAUUUUUAAUUCAUUAUCACGAAAAAAGAGGAGAUAAGAUUAUUGUGUUUAGUGAUAAUGUUUAUGCGUUACAGGAGUAUGCAUUGAGGUUGGGUAAACCAUUUAUUUAUGGGUCUACUCCGCAACAAGAAAGAAUGAAAAUUUUACAGAAUUUCCAACAUAAUGAUCAAAUCAAUACUAUAUUCCUUUCUAAAGUUGGUGAUACCUCAAUUGAUUUACCGGAAGCUACAUGUUUAAUUCAGAUUUCCUCACAUUAUGGGUCAAGAAGACAAGAAGCACAAAGAUUGGGUAGAAUUUUAAGAGCUAAAAGACGUAAUGAUGAAGGUUUUAAUGCAUUUUUCUAUUCAUUAGUUUCAAAAGACACUCAAGAAAUGUAUUAUUCAACUAAGAGACAGGCGUUUUUGGUGGAUCAAGGUUACGCUUUUAAAGUUAUUACACAUUUAAGUGGUAUGGAACAAUUGCCUGAUUUGGCUUACUCAUCUGCUCGUGAAAGAAGGGAGUUGUUACAACAAGUAUUGUUGAAGAAUGAAGAUGCAGCAGGGUUGGAGAUUGGGGAUGAUGCUGAUACCAAUUUUAUUUCUAAAGAAAAGAGAAUGCGUUUAGAACAAGAACGAAAUGGUGGUGGUGCAACUUAUUCAUCUGGUUCAUUGGCAGGAUUGGCUGGUGGUGAAGAUAUGGCUUAUAUUGAGUAUGGUAAGAAUAAGAAUAAAGAAUUGAGAGAAUCUCAUCAUCCAUUGAUUCAAAAAAUGUAUUACAAACAAAAUAAAGCCAAAAAAUGA